Messenger RNA from Daldinia loculata, 1757 nucleotides. Its product is annotated as Rtt106-domain-containing protein. Bases 263 to 1603 code for a protein of 446 amino acids. Gene Ontology annotation, molecular function: histone binding; nucleosome binding. Lineage: Eukaryota; Fungi; Ascomycota; Sordariomycetes; Xylariales; Hypoxylaceae. The record is from RefSeq and is a predicted model, not a curated record. The transcript has 3 exons.
AACUUUACCUUAGGUAUUACCUACAGCCUUGUGAAAGUAAGGGAAUCUUUUAGGGGGGCCCCUGUACGUCAUAUCAUAUGCUUAGCAGUAACAAACUUUAGCGUAAAACAAUUCGCCGACUCCAAAAAAAACAACAUUAGGUAUUAAGAACGUCGACUUUCUUAUUAGAGUAAACAAGAGCCUUGCAACCUCUUGCGACUUAUUUCAUCUUUCUUAGUAUUGCGCAUAGGGGUAAUCACCCCGACCAGUCUUUUUUGACAUCAUGGCCAAUGGAUUGGAUAUCCAGAAGCUGGACUCCGUAUUCAAGUCGCGACCAGACAUUUUACAAGACAUCCACAAGGCUGCCGAUUCUCCAUCGCGAGUCCAACUAUUCAACCAGAUUGCAAAUUUCAUAUAUGAACAAACAGGUGACCAUACAGCUGGCUCAUCCCUAAAGCGGCGCCGCGUCGAUAUCGAGCCCUCCCACAAUGGAAAUCUACCGCACACCGCAGAGACGAGCACAAUCGAAGACAUAUCAAGCGAGAAUAUCCUAUUGGAAAUAAAAGAUAUAUCCGUCUCUAUCCCGCAGCGUAAGAAGUUCGAAUUAUGCCUCACGCCCAAACACCUAUAUGCCCGAAUCCCUGGUGCAACCGCGCCUGCGCCUGGAAUAGCAUAUGCAUGGAAAGAUAUCGAGUAUGCUUUCUACCUUCCCGUGCCCGAGAAAUCUCAGAUUCAGCACAACUACAUCUUAUUCCCACGAAACGCUUUCUCCCUUUCUAAAUCAGGCGCACCGACCGAAGAUCCGUUACUCUUUACUGUCUCAGCUGGUGCACCAAAACCAGGUUCGAUUGGUGGACCUAAUGCUGGUGCAGCUUCUGCCGUCUCUGACUCUUAUACCACCCUCUUCAACUGGGCCCUGAAUAAGUGUCUUCAGGCUGCCGGAAACAAUGUGCAAAUAGUUGCAGCAGAUCCUGCAAAAUUUCAUAGUAAAGUUCGACAACCACAUCGACCAAAGGAAGCAGCGGUUCAUGUCAAGGCAUUCAGGGGCUCAAAGGAUGGUUACCUAUUCUUCCUGGAAACUGGGAUCUUAUGGGGCUUUAAGAAGCCGCUGUUGUUCAUACCAUUGGACAAAAUUGCAGCCAUCAGCUACACAAGCGUAUUGCAGCGCACAUUUAAUAUGGUAGUUGAGGUGUUCACAGGCGAAAAUGGUAACGACGAGACAACCGAGGAGAUAGAGUUCUCGAUGUUAGACCAGGAGGACUAUGGAGGUAUCAAUCAAGACUAUGUCAUGCGACACAGGCUUCAGGAUCGAAGCAUGGCCGAUCAACGGAAGGCCAAGAGGGAACUAGCAGAAAAUGCCAAGGGAAAGAAAGAAGCUGAAGGUGAAGAGGAAGAUGCCAAUGGACAGGCUGGGGAAGAUGGCAUGACAGAACUAGAAAGGGCGCAGAUGGAAGCCGAACAGCAACUGCAGGAUGAAGAAGAUGAAGACGAAGAAGAUUAUGACCCAGGGUCUGAGGGUGAGAGCGAGGGCUCGGGAACGAGUUCCGAAGAGGAUGACGACGACGAAGACGCUGCGGAAGACGAUGAGAUGGAGGAAGAUGGAGAUUUAGGAGAGGAGGAAUAAUGGCUUGAUACAUAAUGGUAAUGACGAGAAACCUCGGUCUGUUAUUUCAGCAAGGUUUCGGGAUAGAUGAGCCUAGCAAUGCGACGGCUUCAGCCCUGAAGUAUCACGUUUUAGUAGCUACUACGUGGAUUAACUGUCGGCAGAUCCGUUAAGG